UCAACAGCACAACGAACUUUUAGCGGUGACUUUUAACAGCCCCACAGACAUGUAGCAAUUGUGAUGAUGUUGCUAGUCAGCCUGUUUUCGUGUUUCUUCGGAGCUUUGAUAACCUUACCAUUGGAAAGCACUAUGCAUAGUCAAUUUGUUUGCUUUAGUAGAAUUAGUCAAUGUUUUACCAUACACCACCUAAACCACAUAUUAUAGGACUAGACUACAAACAGUUCAGUCAGGAAAUGCCGACAUGGGACCAAGGGUAAGGUUGAGAUAGAGAUGAGAUUGGAUUUUAGUUUCUAUAGAAUAGAGAGUGGGUUGAUCAUGCUUGCUAACUAGUUUCGAGUUUUGAAGAGAUAUGGGAUCCCCAGUAUGGCUGCUUCUCUUCUUCUUUGUUCCCAUAACCUUACACCACCUUGCUGCUCAAACCAUAACAAAAGGUGACGUCUCAUGCACUUCGGCAGCUGAAUUGUGCUGGAGUUGUGCUGAUUCCCGCAAUUACACUAAUGGCAGCAUCUACCAACAAAACCUCAUCAGCCUCCUUUCCUCCUUUUCCAACAAUUCCCAAAACCAAGCCAACUAUGGCUUUCACAACUCUUCUCUCGGACAUGGCUCCAACAAAGUGAAUGCCAUUGCCUUGUGCAGGGGAGAUCUAGCACUCGGAGAAUGUAGUAGCUGUCUCAGCGACUCCACUCAGAUUCUCCUGCGAAACUGUUCAUAUAAAACGGAAGCGAUCUUAUGGGCAGAGCCUUGCAUGGUACGGUGGUCUCAAGACUCAAUAUUUGGUAUUAUGGAAGAGGAUCCUUUUAUAUAUCUGGCCAGCCCGCACAACGCGUUAAACGCGCAAGCGUUCCUGCAGGUGCUCAACCCCUUGUUGGAAUUUUUAAGAGACAGAGCUACUUCAGGUGAUUCUCGAAAAAAAUAUGCAACAGGACAUGCAAUUGUUCCGGGAUACGAAACGAUAUAUGCACAUGCGCAGUGCACUCCGGACAUAGACAAAGUCAAUUGCAGUAAUUGCCUAAACAGUUGCAUCUCUGCUAUUCCACUAUGUUGCAGUGGAAAGUCAGGAACAAGAGUUCUAAAACCAAGUUGUAAUAUAAGGUUUGAGUACGGUCUUUUCUAUAAGUCUACAGCCGAUUCAGAAGUAAAUAUUUCAGCUCCAGCUCCAGUUACUCCAAAAACUCCAGUACUUCCACCUAAGCAAGGAAAGAAGAGUAACACAAAAAGAAAUAUCAUCAUCAUCACUGAGGUUGUGAUUGCUUUUGUCACUAUGCUUCUCGGUGGCAUAUGCAUUUUCUUAAGAGUUAAGCAGCUAAGGGUAAAACGUGACUAUGAUAUUUCUGAAGAAAUUAGCCUCGUAGAAUCGUUACAAUAUGACUUUGAAGCUAUAAGAUCGGCAACGGAUGACUUUUCUGAUGAAAAUAAGCUUGGACAAGGUGGAUUUGGAGCUGUUUACAAGGGUAGACUACAUAACGGACGAUAUAUCGCUGUGAAAAGACUCUCUAAGAGUUCUGAACAGGGUGAUCGUGAAUUUAAAAAUGAAGUCACGUUAGUUGCUCAACUUCAACACCGGAACUUAGUGAGCCUCUUAGGCUUUUGCUUGAAAGGAGAAGAAAGACUCCUCAUUUACGAAUAUAUACCUAAUAAAAGUCUUAAUCACUUCAUUUUUGACCCAACCAGCCAUGGACAUUUGGAUUGGGAAACACGUUACAAAAUCAUAGGAGGAAUUGUUCGUGGUCUUCUUUACCUCCAUGAAGAUUCUCGACUUCGAAUUAUUCACCGUGAUCUCAAAGCUAGCAACAUUUUGUUGGAUGAAGAUAUGAACCCUAAAAUUACAGAUUUUGGUAUGGCAAGGUUGUUUGUGAUGGAUCAAACUCAAGGAGAUACAAGAAGCAUUGUUGGGACCUAUGGAUACAUGGCACCUGAAUAUGCAAGUCAUGGGCGCUUUUCUGUCAAGUCAGAUGUCUUUAGUUUUGGUGUGUUAGUUCUUGAAAUAACUACCGGCAAGAAGAGUAGUAGUUUCCGGAAUGGUGAAAAUGACGACGACCUAUUAAGCUAUGCCUGGAGAAAUUGGAUGGAUAAUACAAUUCUAAAUAUCAUAGAUCCGAUGUUAACAGCAGGCGCAAGAUCUGAAAUAAUCAGAUGCAUCCACAUUGGUUUAUUAUGUGUCCAAGAAAAUAUGAAUGAUAGACCAACCAUGGCUGCAGUUGUUUCCAUGCUUAACAGUCAUUCUCUCACAAUCUCAGUACCUUCACGACCUCCAUAUUAUUGGCAUUAUAACACUGAUUUAGACACAUCAGGGUCGGGAUUCAGACUUAUUGAGACAUCUGCUAAAUCUGAAAGCUCUGUGUAUGUGUCUGCGGUUUCAGAUAUUACUGAACUUCAUCCACGCUAGGGGGCCAACUAUUUUAAUUUACUGCCAUUAAUGGAGAUCCCUAGCCUUUAUAUGUUUAAGUGAACGUCUGAGCUUGAUGGUUCCAUCAAAAUCAAUAUUGUUGCAGAAAGUUUAUGUAUAUCUAUCAGCUGAGGUUGAGGUCAAAUGGUUAAAGUUGAUGUACGUCCUUCUUAUCUUAUAUAUUUUUCUUUGUUAUUGAUCUAAAUGACCAAUUUGAAUUUUCUA
Molecule: messenger RNA, 2614 nt
Organism: Rosa chinensis
Lineage: Eukaryota; Viridiplantae; Streptophyta; Magnoliopsida; Rosales; Rosaceae
Product: cysteine-rich receptor-like protein kinase 10
Exons: 7
Coding region: 353-2389 (678 amino acids)
Biological process (GO): protein phosphorylation
Molecular function (GO): ATP binding; protein kinase activity
Source: RefSeq, a predicted model, not a curated record